Messenger RNA from Echinostoma caproni, 423 nucleotides. NCBI's taxonomy places the organism in Eukaryota, Metazoa, Platyhelminthes, Trematoda, Plagiorchiida, Echinostomatidae. The record is from the annotation of a GenBank genome assembly.
AUGCAAAACCGACGUUACAGGGCAAUGGUUUCUGUGUUUGCUACACUACUGUCGGGGAAGGUGAAGGAGGCCAUACGAGGAUGUGCAAUGCUGGACCCGGAAGUGGACUACCCGAGAGCCAGAAAUAUACUGAAGGAGAUGUUUGGCCAACCAUUCCGAGUGGCACGAAACAUGAUUGAGGGGGUGCUAGCAGAGGCGAGGCGCACACGAGGCGAAACUAGAUCUCUAUCAAACCUGGUCACCAAGAUGCAGAACUGCAGCAUCGCUCUAAACCACCUCGAAUAUCGGUCGGACCUGGAUUCACUUCAAACGCUGGAAUCGAUUGUCAGAUGUCUGCCGGCCGAAAUGCAGACAGCCUGGGCGACCGAGGCUGAUCGAAUCGAGAAACGGAUCAGAGAGGCAACCUUUGACGAACUCGCCUAA